Manduca sexta (tobacco hornworm) is the source of this 510-nucleotide messenger RNA. RefSeq lists its product as uncharacterized. The record is from RefSeq and is a predicted model, not a curated record. Bases 1 to 510 code for a protein of 169 amino acids. The transcript is spliced from 4 exons. Lineage: Eukaryota; Metazoa; Arthropoda; Insecta; Lepidoptera; Sphingidae.
AUGUCCUGCAACACACAACAUUGGAUGGAAAAAGAAGCCAAAGCCAUUGCAGACAAUGUACUUAAAGAUAUUCUCCGUAAGAAGCAAGAUGCAAAGAAAUGUUUGGUGAAAUUUGAUGCUCUGAUAAAGCUGCGUAAAGCUAAGAUGAACACAAUGAAAGGGAGGGGAGAACUAGUAUCAGAACAUGAAGACAAAGCAUUUAGAGAUGAUAUAGAAAACCUUAAACUUCUCUGGAAGAAACAACUCAGUAUAUAUGAGAAGGAAGAGGAAGACCUUCAAGCCAAACUGGUGGAGGGUGUGGAGACAGUCAGUUCAGCAUCCCAAGCUACAGAAGACCAGGUGCGGAACAACUUGCAGGAGUGGCGGGUUGCAUUGUUUGGUGGUACACUUCCACAGAACAACUUUGUGGGUGAUAUGCAGAGAUUUGUCACAGUCAGGUCUGAAUGGGACCAGUAUGUGAGCAGUGAAGGGUCCCCCAUGCCCAUCGGAUGGGUGCCGCCACAACCAUGA